GAGACAGAGAAAUAGAGGUUCAGAAAGCAGAGUCCUCAUAGGGUAGCAGCAUCUCAACAAAACACACACGGACGCUCACGCUCAUAGAAGAAGCAGAAAAACAAAGAAGCCAAACACUCUGAAAUCAUCUUCCGUUGAAGAAACAGCAGACACAGAAGGUCUCCAGAUGGGGCCCGGAUUGUUCUGGAACUUCCCCUCCAAGACUAGCUGCACGGUUUCACAGACCCUGCUGCAGACGAUGUUGCUCUCCAAGAUGGCUGGCAUUAAGGAACAGCAAUUCAUCGAGGAGAAGCCGUUACUUCCAGAAACCAGAGGCCAGGAGACAGAAUUGGCGAGAGGAGCAUGUGUGAACGCAGGACCCUGCCCCCAGCCAGCACGCCCUACCCGCAAGUGGCAUGAGAUCGCUCGCCAUUGGCUCGGUGUGACACGCCGCCACCGGACCAGCGGGGGGUGCAUCCUGGAGAACUGUGAGAGCUUCACACCUGUUGGAGACUGGAAGGAACAUGACAUUGAGACUCCCUAUGGGAUGCUGCAUGUGGUGAUCCGAGGGGCUCCAAAGGGCAACAAGCCUGCUAUACUCACAUACCAUGAUGUUGGACUCAAUCAUAAGCUGUGCUUCAAUACUCUAUUUCAUAAUGAGGACAUGCAGGAGAUCACUAAACAUUUUGUGGUUUGCCAUAUCGAUGCUCCUGGGCAACAAGUCGGAGCCCCUCAGAUGCCAGCAGGGUAUCAGUACCCCACCAUGGACCAGCUGGCAGGUAUGCUGCCAAGCGUGGUUCAGCACUUUGGAUUUAAGAGCAUUGUGGGAAUUGGAGUAGGAGCCGGUGCAUACAUCCUUGCCAAGUUUGCUCUGAUCUUUCCAGACCAUGUUGAGGGUUUGGUUCUGCUCAACAUCGACCCAAAUGGAAAAGGUUGGAUCGACUGGGCUGCUUCCAAACUAUCUGGCUUGACCAGCACGUUGCCUGACAUGGUCCUACCUCACCUCUUCAGCCAGGAGGAGCUGAUGAACAACAGUGAGCUUGUGCAGAGCUACCGGCAGCAGAUCAGCAACACUAUCAACCAGUUCAACCUGCAGCUCUUCUGGAACAUGUACAACGGCCGUAGAGAUCUGGAAAUGAAUCGGAGUGGGACUGUGCUCAAUGCAAAGACAAUCAGAUGCCCCGUGAUGCUGGUGGUUGGAGAUAAUGCUCCAGCGGAAGAGGGCGUGGUUGAGUGCAACUCCAAGCUGGACCCAACCAACACCACUUUCCUGAAGAUGGCUGACUCGGGUGGACUGCCUCAGAUUACACAGCCUGGAAAACUGACCGAGGCCUUUAAGUACUUCCUGCAAGGAAUGGGCUACAUCGCGUCUAUAAAGGAUCGGAGGAUGAGUGGAGGGCCAGUGCCCUCUGCCAGUAUGACUCGUCUGGCGCGCUCUCGCACUGCCUCUUUGACCAGCGGCGGCUCCGUGGACGGCUCCCGCAACCGAGCAUGCACACACUCAGACAGCACCGAAGGCGUGGGCCAGCUCAGCCAUACCAUGGAGGUGUCCUGUUGAGCUUACACACAGACACACAGACACACACACAAACACACACACACAUACACACACACACACACACAUGUGUAGAUGGAGGGCAUGAAACAGAUAGCAGUAGGGACUGAGUACAAGGAAAGAGCAGAGCUUUGUUCCUCUGUGUGUUUCUGUUCAGUAAAACCACACACUCCUCCAAUUUCUCUCCCGCUUGUUUCAUGAAUUCUGUUCUUGCUCAAAGUGUAUUCGUGUUUUUUGCUCCAGUGUCUUCCUCUGUACUGCUUACAUCAUCCGAGCCCUAACAACAACUCUCUUUAUUCCCUGCUCUCAUGUCCUAUAUCCAAGAACGACUGGUGGCUUAAGAUAGAUUUUGAGUGGAGAGAAAAGAGAAAGAAAAGAGAAUAAACAGAAAAAAUGGGGAGCGUUGUUUUCUAGUGGAAAAACUGGAGAAAUUCAUGACUAAUCAAUGUGUGCUUUCAUCCACUCAAAAAUAAAAAAAAACAUAAAAAGUCAGCAUAAUCGUCCUGACAUUUUCACCUCCACUGUUGCAAAAUGUGUACGAGUUUUAUUAAAAUUGAGAUGAAUACGUUAGUGGUAAAGUUGCUGCUGUGGUGUUGUAAAAUCUUAUAAUGAUGAAAUGUAUUAAAGCAACAUGAGUUCUGGAUUCACAGUGCAGGCAGUAAAAAGCUAGCUGUCUAAUAUUAUGUAGCUAGCUAAAAAGACAAGGAAAUACACUCAUUAGAUUAAAUGACAACAAAAAAAAAUGGCACAAAUCAGAAAAAAAAUGCAUACCCCCAAGGUUUACAGGUGCGCUUUCUUUUUAUUCAGUCUACUCAAGUUACCAUUGGCCCAGAAAUAUGGCUACUCUUGGGUCUGUUUGAUGUACUGUGGGACUUCAUGCAUUUCUCUUUUUAGGGUUUAUAAGCAGGUAGCAGGUUAAGGGAUGUCCUGUGGCAGCUUUCUGUAAUUCGAGUUUUCUAGAUUGUUUGGUUAUAACCAAUCAGGCUUAAGGAUGUCAGUUCUUAGCCAAUCAUCACAGCUCAUUUGCUCAUGCGUUCAAAAUUCUACACUACCUUACGUUCCUUUCCCUACAAAAGCAGUUAAAGGUGUUGUGCAUCUUGAUAUAUGUUGUUUUGGCAUUAAACUAUUGCAGUGCAUUGUGGGACGUCAAUAGGUGUACAUGAAUUUAGAUAGUAUUAUAAAACUGGAAAACUAAAAAAACAGUAAAAUCGUGUCCACUACCCUCCUCAGUACUACCUGCAUACUCGUUAUAGUGUACAUAAAUAGUAUAAAAGUAAUGACUACUUUAUCUACACUUUAGUAGGUUAACUAUAGUUCCAGCAGUGCCUACUUCAAGUGCACUGUAGUACGUAACUAUAGAGCUUUAGUAUACUAAUGGUAGUGCACUCCUUAGAAAGAGGCUACAACCUAUUAACUGUAGUAUACUCAGCGAAAUGUGUAAAAUCUCCUCUCAUGAACAAUCCAUCAAAUGUAAGUUUCUAACUGAAGUGCUGUCUUUUCUAAGGGUCGCAUACUCCUCGUGCUCAGUAACUCACUGCUCAACCAGUGACUGCUCCACCUGUAGUACACUUACUGUGUAAUAAUGUACACUUCUAUAGCUGUUUUUGACUUAAGUGUCCUCUUUGCAGGAAACAUAAUAUUUACAGUGUGCUACUUAUAAAAUAUUACUCUAAUAACUAUUUUAUUUCUAUGUACUCAUAAUGUGCACACAUUAAUUCUAGUGCACUAGUGUGCGAUAUGUGACUAGUGAUUACUAUUUGACUUUAUUGUUGUAUUGUAGUGUACACUCCUUCAUCCAGCUCUGGUACACUUUACCCACCGUUGACAUACGGUGCACUACUUUGCCAAAGUAUCCUGGUAGUGCAGUCUACUACAGUAAUUUCAGUGUCUACUACUCUACAUUAUAUUUGAUAUGCUCAUCGUAGAGUGCACUCCCCUCUUGCAUGGAAGUGGUUUUGCCUGAGAUCGGUUCUUUACGGUUUCUUUUCUGUAGACAAUCACCCUUCAAAUCGAACCAAACCGGAACCGCGAACUGAGGCUGAAACUGUGUGCAGAUGGAGAGGUCAUAAGUCAGAAGCCAGUCUGUGGAACUGGAACAUGUCAAGGCUGCGACCUUGUUUCCUUGUAUUUUAUGUAUACCAAAGUAACACUAACAGACACACACACACACACACACACACACACACACACACACACACUGGGUACUGUAAUCAGAUAAAUCUUCAGAACAACACAUUCUUACAACAAUAUAAUUGCAUUCUACUCUUCUCUGGCUCCCUGAUAAACAAAUGAAUGUAAUAAUGAGCUGCAUUUCUAAGCACAUGAGCUGUGAGAUGAUUGGCUAAACUGUUCCUGAUUGUGUAUGAAAUGAGAAUGGUUUUGCACUCUCAUUGUGUUCCCUCCCAUUUCACAAACACCUCAACUUCUCUCCCAUUUGCCUUACUGAAUGUCACUUUUCUCACCUUCCUCAAUCUUAGAGGAAGUGAUCUAUUCACUACUGCAGGGGUGUUUCCUGUUCAUUUGUGUCUGUGAGGGGCGGGGCUUUCUGGAGCUUCGUGCUCCAAGCUCAGAAUGUAGGGCAAAUCCCAAACCCACAAAAUUCCCUAUCCUUUAAAAACUCAAAGUGCCCCGUCCCUUACAGACGCUUGCAGUCGCCCCAAAGGGCUAAUCGACUCCUCGUUACCUUGUUAUUGUCGAGGCACCACUCCUAGUGCAGACCUAGAGUGCACAAACUCUGCGUAUGCCGUCCUAAUAGAACCAAUAUGUCAGAUUUAAAAUAAAUUGUCUGUUGUAGGUUAUCUGAAAACGAGAGCAAGUGUGUGUAUGUGUGUGUGUGUGUGUGAGCAAAUGUGGUAGCCAUGAAGGGUGUCUGAGUAUUUGGACGGCAUUUGACUGUGAAACAUUUAUAUUAGAAACAAGGGAAUGAGGUAAUCAUGACACUAAUAACUGAAUUAAUAUUGCACAAGUGUUAAACUGUAGCUCAGAGUGUUUAAAGCAUGUGUAAACAAAUCUAACUAUAAUGUAGAACAGAAAUAGAACAAAGCUCAAAAAACAGAUUUAGGCUUAACAUUGAAUUCAAGUGAAGUAAUAAAAUGAAUGGGUUUUAUUAACAAGCAAAACUAGAGUAAAAACAGACUAGGUUUCAGCCACCAGUAGAAGAACAGUUAUCAAGUUCUGAAGACUGAUAUAUCGGAUAAGAUGUACGUUUCUCCUGCCUCUGUUUGCAUGAUAAUGUAUAAACCCUAGACUGUAUUUUAUUAUUUCUGUCUGCCGGUUUUUAAGCAUGUCUCCUGUUCUCCACAUAGCUGAGUGUUUCCCAUCACUGAUCUGAGAUCAGGUUUUGUCUUUGACAAUGUAGUAAACAGAACUGAUGCCAGAUUUGACAUGAUCUAGCAUGUUGUCAGUGUGGCUCCAUCCCAAACCACGUCGACUACUACUACUACUAGUUCUACUACUACUACUUUGGGUUCAUCACUCUGUGACCUGCUUUUCACUUCCUGAUCUUCACCUUAGCACUCAUCACUCUCUUCUUGCUGUAGAUAUUCGCUGUUUGUAGAUGCUAAUAAUAAUAAUACAAGCAAAAAGAAUUGCUUUGUCUUGUGAAGGUAUACAGUUCACAUUCCCACAGCCCAACUUAUUACUAUUAUUAUUAAUAUUAUUACUAUCCAUCAUUUUGUAUUGAGCAAUAAAUAAGUUAUUGUGUUUUUGAGAUGGUUCUUUCUUUCAGAACUCUAAAAGAAGUUUGUAGAGACAGUAGGACUGAACCUUUCCUGCCUGAUUAAAAACAAGUGUUCAUGUAAAAUGUAAAUCUCCAGUAUAUAGAAGCCAUCAAUAUAUGUGUACUGAUCAUGUAACAAUGAUAAAUAAACAAGAAAGCAACAAUAAAACGUCAUGUUGUCCUG
This is a messenger RNA of Silurus meridionalis, 5436 nucleotides long. RefSeq names its product NDRG family member 4 (gene ndrg4). Gene Ontology annotation, cellular component: cytoplasm. Bases 167 to 1537 code for a protein of 456 amino acids. The transcript is spliced from 18 exons. Gene Ontology annotation, biological process: brain development; signal transduction; positive regulation of ERK1 and ERK2 cascade. The record is from RefSeq and is a predicted model, not a curated record. Lineage: Eukaryota; Metazoa; Chordata; Actinopteri; Siluriformes; Siluridae.